AUGUCAUAUCGAAGUUUCUGUGGACCGAAUAAAUUUUCACAGAAUUAUCGACCAAGAAAUUCUACAUAUGAUCAUGAUCGUUGUAAAUUACCAGCUAUUAAUAAUGGAAUAGGAACCAUGUCUAAUAUGAAUCCAUCUAUCUGUAAACCAUCAAUAAUACGUUCUUGUGCACCUCAAACAAAUGACAAUUGUCCAAUUCAUUAUUCAAAUGCUUACAAUAAUGAUUGUAAUACUGGUAUUACGAAUAAUUUAUCUACACAAGUUAAUUGUGCAUCAUCCGGACCAGCAAUUUACCAUGCUCGAACACCUUCAUAUAAUAAUUGUAAAACAAGUUGUCCAUCUAGUGGUAAUACUUCAUUACAAAUAUUUUCGUCUCCACCUCCAACAUCAUCUAUGUGCAAUGAUGUGCAACAAAUACCAACUAAUAGAUGCUGGUCUUCAAAUCAAGUUAUUGGUUGUGAUAAAACAAACCUAACAAAUACGAAUUUGAACAAAAAUCCAAUAAUAAAUAAAAAUAAUAAUUGUCCACAACGACCAAUGAUAUCAAGUUCAGCUGGUUUCAAUUGUUCUCCAUCAAAUUUAAAUAUAUGUGCUGGACCAAAAACUAUUGUACGUGAUCGUCAUUUAGCUAAUGAAAUUCUUCAAAAAGCAGGUAUUUCAUCAAAUAUAACACCAAAUGAUUGUCUUGAAGUAAUUACUGACACACCUGUUACAAUAAAUGAUAAUGUCAAUUGUGAUCCGGAUCCAUUAUGUAUGAAAAAACCAGCGGAUUGUCAAGAAUGUUAUGAACAAUCAAUUGUUGUUCGACAUUUACAACCACCACGACCUCCAGUGCCACCACCAAUUAUUAUCCGUGAACAUUGUGCUCCGCAACCACCACCGCAAUCGCCCAUUGUCAUUCGACAAAUUCCUCCUCGACCAUCAACACCACCACCAUUAAUUAUUCGUGAAUGCCCACCACCAAUGCCUGAUAUACAAGAACCCACAAUAAUUGAACGUGAAGUUCCUCCACCACCACCACCGCCUCGACAAGUUAUUAUCGAACGUUUACCAACACCACCACCAAAACCACGUUCAAUUAUUUUCGAAAAAUGGCUUCCUUAUCAAGAACCUGAAGAUCGACCAUGCAUUGUUGAAAAAGCUGCUAUUAAUGAAAUGCCUCCGCCUAAAAAUCUUAUUAUUCAAUAUGAAGCACUUGAACCACGAAUUCAAUCACAAUGUAUUAAUGAAGGUGUUUCUUGUGUUGAUCCAAAACAAUUUGUAAAUGAUAAACCAAAUGAAAAUGCUGAAAUAUGUUAUGUUGAUCAACUCAAUAAUUUACCGGAUCAUAUCAAAUGUCAACUCAGUCCACAAGCACUUGCUGCUAUUGGCAUUCAAAAUGAUAAUAAAGAAAAUACUAGUAUCAAGUCGUGUGUUGUUCGUACUAAUCCACCUUGUUUCUAUCAACGACAAGCUCGUGUAGCAUGUCCUUCAAUACGUCCAAUGUCAACUGGACAUUCAAUGAUAAGUAAUGGUUGCCAUUCGACAAAAUCAUCUUAUUCUCAAUUGUGUAAUCCAACAAUAUAUCGUCAACAACAGCCAAACAAUCGUGUUCUAUCAACUUCAGCUGUUUGUUUACCUCAAUGUUUUAAUAAAUAUAAUACGAACAUGUUAACACGACCAGGCAAUCAAGGUUUAACCAAUAUAGCUCGAGCACAUUAUAAUCCAUGGGCAACAACAUAUCAAGUAUCAUAUACAAAUAAAGCACGAGGAAUGUGUCGUACACGUUAA
Messenger RNA from Rotaria sp. Silwood1, 1770 nucleotides. Lineage: Eukaryota; Metazoa; Rotifera; Eurotatoria; Philodinida; Philodinidae. The record is from the annotation of a GenBank genome assembly.